Molecule: messenger RNA, 1630 nt
Organism: Aureobasidium pullulans EXF-150
Lineage: Eukaryota; Fungi; Ascomycota; Dothideomycetes; Dothideales; Saccotheciaceae
Product: Rhodanese-like protein
Exons: 2
Coding region: 175-1197 (340 amino acids)
Biological process (GO): transsulfuration
Cellular component (GO): mitochondrion
Molecular function (GO): thiosulfate-cyanide sulfurtransferase activity
Source: RefSeq, a predicted model, not a curated record
GGACGGAGCUCGACCCACGUUCUGCAUCUCACUCUUGCACACCGAAGCGACUCUUGCUUCUCUCUGCAAGUCGGCAUUCCCUCUCCAGCAUUGUAGACGAGCAUACGCUGCAUUAGAUCACAACAAGAAACACAAAAUCACAUCAUCCGAAGCAGUCCACAUAAGCGGGGCACCAUGGCCUCCUCUUUGCUCCAAUCCGCCAGGAACUCAACCUUCUCAACCUUCCGCCGCUUAUACACCACUCCACAGACCAUGUCCUCGCAGCGAGCAAUGUCCCUCUCAUCAUACCUGGUCAAGCCUGCUGAGCUCAAUGCUGCCUUGAAAGGCAAUGCGCCCACAAAGCUAGCCACCUCUCCUCGAGUCAUUCCCUUGUGCGCCAGUUGGUUCAUGCCGAACGACCCGCAACAGAGAUCUGGAUAUGAGGUCUUCAAGCAGGGACAUAUUCCUCGCGCACGCUUCUUCGACCUCGAUGCAGUCUCAGACACCAGCUCUCCAUACCCCCACAUGCUGCCAAGUCCCCAAGUCUUUACCCAAGCCAUGCGCAAACUAGGCAUUCGUCGCGACGAUAACAUUGUUGUAUACGACAGUGCCGAACUAGGCAUCUUCAGUGCUCCUCGCGUUGCUUGGACUCUACGCGUCUUCGGCCACCCCAGCAUCCACAUCUUGAACAAUUACAAGCUAUGGGUCGAGGAAGGCUUUCCAGUGGAACAAGGCGAACAGCAUGAUCUGCCCGAGUCACAGUACCCCGAGCCCAAGAUCGACCCCUCCAAGGUCGCCGCGUUCGAGGAAGUCAAGGAGAUUGCCAAGGACUGGAACAAGGAGGGUAGAGAGGGUGUUCAGAUCCUCGAUGCCAGAUCUCCUGGUCGCUGGAGUGGUGCCGACCCUGAACCUAGACCUGGUCUUUCCUCUGGCCAUAUCCCCGGCUCCAUCAGCGUCGCUCUGCCUGAGCUCCUAGAUCCCGAGACCAAGACACUUCUUUCGAGAGAUGAGCUGCUCGACAUUUUUAGAACCAAGGGUGUUGAUCCCCUCAAGCCCAUCAUCAGCUCGUGCGGUACUGGAGUGACUGCCAGUGUAAUUGAUGCUGCACUGACCGAGGCCGGCUUCCCCGAGACAAACAGAAAGGUUUAUGACGGCAGCUGGACCGAGUGGGCACAGCGUGUCAAGGCCACCGAAAACUUGAUCCACAAGACCAAAUAAAGGCUACGAUGAUUAAUGACGAGCGAUGCGAGCGUUAUCACGAUACCCAGGAUGUAAUAAUGGCAAAGUGGAAAAGUUUUAGCGGAGCAAAUGAUAGCCAGCGAAUUCACAUAUUGCAAGUUUCCCAGAUAUGUGGCAAGUAUGAACAGCUUCCCCGAUACGUGUGAUUCGUUGAUUGAACCAAUAAGUCUGCGCCCGCGACUCCCUAUAGUGCAGCCAGACCUCCAUGUAAGUUCUCCUGCAGAACAAUGCUUUCGAGCCCCCUCGUAUCGUUCUUGGAACCGCGAUCUUCAAAUCUCAUUCAACCCUCCAUCUUCACAUCUCCCUCAACCUUUGCGACCCUAUCCUCAUUCAACCCCUCAACUCCAUCCUCGAACCCCAAACUCCAACGACAAAAAGUUCCCAAUCUCGCCUUGAGCCCAUCAAUCAUUUC